Molecule: messenger RNA, 751 nt
Organism: Spathaspora passalidarum NRRL Y-27907
Lineage: Eukaryota; Fungi; Ascomycota; Pichiomycetes; Serinales; Debaryomycetaceae
Gene: MRP8
Product: Mrp8p
Exons: 1
Coding region: 52-696 (214 amino acids)
Source: RefSeq, a predicted model, not a curated record
AAAUUGGUUGACCAGGUCAAUUUGUUGCUUCUAUACCUUUUACCGAACAAUAUGCCAGAAUUAACAUUAGAACAAUUGAACGAACAAGUAGCUAAGCUCUCGGGACUUGUGGAGAGACAAUCAAAGAUUAUAGCAGAAACUGGGGAACAAGUACUUCAAUUGCAAGUAAAAGAUGUGAAAACAAGAAUGUCAGCAUUAGAUAUGAAACCACAGCAACCGGAAAUAGACUUGACUGAUUAUAUCAAUAACGAAGAUAUUGUGCAAUUGGUCACUGAAUUACAAACCCAAUUGGAUAAUUUGGAAGAUCGUACAAUUCGUCGUUGUUCCAACGCCCUGAUCACCAAACCACUGGACUUCUUGGCUCCCUUAACUAAUAGAGAUGGUGAUUUGCCUGAUUUUGAAUUGCCAAACACUUUACAAGAGUUUCAGAAUUUAGACAAGGUAGAUAUCAUAAGAUUAGCCGUAUUUUAUGAGAUUAUUAUACCUAAUCAAGGUUCAGAAUUAGAACAACAACCAGAAGGUGUUGUUCCAGGAAUUUCACAUGCUCCUGCUGCCGGUGCCACCGCAGUUGAAAACAACAGUGUAGACAUUAUUGAGUUGAGUAAACAAUUUGAUGAGAUACAAGCGAUUGAGAUAUUUGACGAAUUAGCCAGAUAUCUUGGUAUAAAAUAUAGAAAGGGUAGCAAUAAAUGGUAGUUUAUCCAGUUUAUACAAUUAUAUAGCAAAAUCUAACAACAAGCUUUUAUGCAGG